CGUAGAGAGACACAGCGGAACUGUUGUGUGUGAUUAGAACGCGGCCUACACACGUUGGAUAAAUUACAGCCCUUGGAACUAUCUGACAACAUGAGUGAAAUAAAACCCAAUGACGUGGUGGCCGACAGUGCAUCCGAUGCAGGAGAGGAGAAAGACUGGGCAGCUGCCAAAGCAUUUUUCGACAACUUGAAAACGAAGAAACCAAGACCUCCCAAACCGAGAUAUGCCGUGACCAUCGCAGUGUCUUCACGGACUUUAUUCGACAUGACCGAAGAAAGGAAAAUAUACGAGGAGGAAGGGCUAGAGACCUACGUCGCGCAUCAUAUAGCACAUGAAAACGAACCACUGAGACCCGGUGCGGCGUUUCCAUUUGUAAAGGCCCUUAUGACGGUGAAUGACAAACUGCGGGAGCUCUACCCAGACAGCGAGGAGCUUUUCGACAUCGUUCUGAUGACUAACAACCACGCCCAGGUCGGGGUGAGGCUGAUCAACAGCAUCAAUCAUUACGAUCUGACCAUUGAGCGGUUCUGCAUGACCGGCGGGCAGAGCCCCAUUGGCUACCUGAAGGCCUACAUGACCAACCUCUACCUCUCCAAGAACUCGGAGACAGUUCAAGAAGCCAUCGAAGCAGGCAUUGCAGCUGCCACCAUGUUUAAUCCCGACACGCAAAACCAGUUGGUUGAAAAUCAGCUGAGGGUGGCAUUCGAUGGUGAUGCUGUCCUCUUUUCCGACGAGUCCGAGAUCAUCGUGAAGAAACACGGCCUGGACACAUUCUUCGAGCACGAGAAGGAGUAUGAGAACAAACCUCUUGCACAGGGUCCUCUGAAGUGCUUCCUGGAGGCUCUGGGCAAGCUGCAGAGGAAGUUCUACGCCAAGAACGAGCGCAUGAACUGCCCCAUCCGCACCUUCCUGGUGACGGCCCGCAGCGCGGCCAGUUCCGGGGCACGCGUGCUCAAGACCCUGCGGAGCUGGGGCCUGGAGGUGGACGAGGCCCUGUUCCUCGCCGGAGCCCCCAAGGGGCCGCUGCUGCAGAAGAUCCGGCCGCACAUCUUCUUCGACGACCAGAUGUUCCACAUCGAGGGGGCCCAGGAGCUGGGGACCAUCUCCGCCCAUGUGCCGUACGGGAUUGGCCAGAAGUACCACAAAGGGAAGCUGAUUGAGAAGCCCGGUAGCAAGAAUUGAGGAUGGGCUUAGAGGCACUGAUUCAUUAGUAGGUUGAUGGCUACACACAAAGAUGUAUUUUUUGGCACUGUUAGUUAUUCAUAGAAUAUCUUUUAUAUAGUCUUUUCUAAUAUUUUUGGUGAUAUUUAUCUUUGAUAUGACAAAUUAUUGAAUACUACAGCAUAUUUGUUUUACUUUUUUCUAUCAAACAGGAAUAUAGUAAUAUGCAUGCAUUGUGCAAGUUUUAGAUUUUAAAGUUCCAAUGCUCUUCACGCACAAAGGUUUCACUCCAAACUACCAGAUGUGUCACUGAUAAUGUCAGUGGCAUUAUUUUAGACGUGUAUUUUUUUUAUUAAAUGUAGCCCAUUUUGUUCCUGCAGGUUAAUUAUGUUUGCACCGAUAGGACUUGGGAAUUAGGAUCGGUGGAUAGUCUUACUGUAGGAAACAAAAAGAAAGAAAAGUUGGCUCUUCAACAAUUAUAAUCCUAACAGCAAUGGAACACAUAUGAUGCAUGUUUAGUACAUUGAUUGAGUGGCACUAAAUGAUUUAAAAUAAUUUUACAAGCAAAUAUUAUACACUAUUAAAGACCUCAACAUAGGAUGUCAUAUCAGUUAUACACUGUCAUAUACUGAGGGCGGAAUUGCAAAUAUUACCUCGAGUUUGAACAGUGACAUGUUUAUGGUUUAUGUUAAUGGUUCUCCGAAGACGCUUUUGUCUUGAAGUGAAAGAUAAUGCUCUUUCUACAUCAGUUGGUAAACACCGCACAGAUAUGCAUAAUCUCUAGGGUUCUCUUGAGUCAAGAAUAUUUUACAUAUGGCAAUUCCAGGGUGUUACUGUAAUGUAUCUCUUAAAAAAAAAGGCACUGCACUAAUGCCCAAUACAAUGCAUAUUCAAUUAGUGUGUCUUUGAUGAGAGUUUUUAUUACAGUAUGUAUUUCUUAAUGCAGCCUCUAAACUGAAAUAAAUUUUUUAUCAAUCUAAUAUAAUUUAACUUCAGCAAAAGUUACAUGCAACACCUUUUAGCAGAUCUGUAUUUUUAUAUCAAGGUAGAUUAUGAAAGUUCUCUCUCUGUUCUGUCCCAUUCCUUUGUCACUGUUGCUCUUAUAGUAUGUGUGUUGGCUACAUUCUAGCUUUAUUUUACUGUUUGCUUAUUGUUAUUGUAAAUUGUUCCUCAAUUCGCCAUCUGUGCUAAAUUAGGUCAAGAGCUAGCCUACAUCAUGUUAUGGCGCAAAGCUGAAGCUGUUGAUGUAACCAUGUAGAUAGAACUAGCUUUUGCUUUGGCCAUUUUCCAAUAAAGCUAGUUUGACAGAUAUUCAUUUGAACAGAAGCUGAGACAAUGCCAGAUCAGAUUUUUUUUUUAAAAAAACAUUCCCCAACCUGUCUUUCUGCUACAGAAGAGGUAGACCCCCCCUACUCUAUCAUAAAAAAAUGGCUCUUGUGACAUUUGACAUAAAUAGAAAUAAUAGUGUGCAUAUAUGGAACCAGAGUGUGCCCACUUCUUUAUUAUUUUUAAUGUUUUUACCAACAGUCAGCACCUCAUGAAACAUUUUUGGUGUGUGUUACAUUUGUUCAACACUUUACAUAUUGUAGCGGCUGCUGCCUAUAUCUAUUGCUCCAGAAGUUUAUGUUUGUGUUUUUGCAUUUAUUACAAUGUUUCAGCUACACAAGAUUUGAAAUACAUCAUGUCAGUUUUUUUGUGUGUGUCAGUUGUCAUAUACUGUAACAUUCAAACACAAAUUUCAUAUCACAGUGAGCACUCCCAUGGGGCUAUUGUUUUGCCGUGGCUUCUGCCAUCACUGUGGUAUCUGUGUUAAGUUGUUAUGACUUUUUAAUAUCCUGAUAUGGGAUAAACGCACCAGCCUGUAGAUGUUAGACGGCGUCAUUGUCCUUGUCACUGUGUAUUGUACUAUGCUGUCUAACAUUUUCCAGAUCUUUUAGCACUUUUCUGUCAUCAUAAAUGUGUUUACAUGUAUGACUCCAGGUAUUUUUCAUCAGGGUGGUAUGAAAUCGAAAAUUAGCAUGGAGGAAGCUCUUCAAUGCUAGACACUAUCUUGAAAGCAUUAUUUUUUUUCACUUGGUCUUGCUGUUGUUUUGCUUUUCAUAUGGGAAAUACAGGUGUGUUAGUACCUUAAUGGCAAAUAUGUCUUCAUGUCUCAUUUGUUCAGUGUACUCAGUUAUGAAUAUCAGCCUUGUUCUCCUCACAGCUGAAGUGUUCCAUUCACAGAGCAUGAAACUAAUUCUAGAAGACUGGUGUGUGUGUGUGUGUGUGUGUGUGUGUGUGUGUGUGUGUGUGUGUGUGUGUGUGUGUGUGUGUGUGUGUGUGCAAGUGCAUCACUAUCACAUCUGGUCAGUUCCAUCGACUACUGUGGAAGCUAAUUUGUAGCAGCAUGCUCUCCCCAAAUGAGAUGCUUCAGUUGUGUACCAGGUGUUGCCUGCCUGUCACAGCUCAGUACAGUUGGCAGUACAUCAGAAUGGGCCUUGGGUCACUGCAUGUUGUAACAAGUAUACACAUAUUUGUGUUAUUUUUUCUCUUUUUUUUUUAUUUUUUAAAGCUGAACGCUGUGCCUGCACAGCACACCGCUGCAUCUGAUCCUUAAUGCUGUUUGUAAAAAAAACUGUUUGGGCACAACACUGUAACAUGGGUCAGGGUUCACUACUUAUCUUACCACGCUAUUGCUUGGAGCUGAAAAUAAAUGCAUGCAUCAGCAUCACUAUCAAAAGGA
Messenger RNA from Sardina pilchardus (European sardine), 3883 nucleotides. RefSeq names its product cytosolic 5'-nucleotidase 1A-like. Gene Ontology annotation, molecular function: 5'-nucleotidase activity; magnesium ion binding; nucleotide binding. The transcript has 6 exons. The record is from RefSeq and is a predicted model, not a curated record. Bases 91 to 1182 code for a protein of 363 amino acids. Lineage: Eukaryota; Metazoa; Chordata; Actinopteri; Clupeiformes; Clupeidae. Gene Ontology annotation, biological process: adenosine metabolic process; nucleotide metabolic process. Gene Ontology annotation, cellular component: cytoplasm; cytosol.